AUGCCGAAUUCUUGCGCUGCGCUGCGCGACGCCCUAGCCCAAUGCCUCCAACAGUCCGACUGCAUCAUGGUCCAGCGCCACACACCCCGCGAGUGCCUCAGCGCGCCCCUCGCCGACGACUUGCCGGUUAAAUGCCAGCAACUCCGGAAAGGCUUUGGCGAGUGCAAACGCGGCCUCAUCGACAUGCGCAAACGAUUCCGCGGAAACGCACCCCUCCAAAUGAACAAGGAGGUCGACGGCAAGUCCGGCCCAUCGCAGCAACUGUACGCGGGUAAACCCGCGUUUGAGACCGUGAGGGAGAUUAGUGGAGAUGAGGUGCAGAUGGAUCCGGAGAAGACGAGGGGUUUGUGA
Aspergillus calidoustus is the source of this 351-nucleotide messenger RNA. NCBI's taxonomy places the organism in Eukaryota, Fungi, Ascomycota, Eurotiomycetes, Eurotiales, Aspergillaceae. The record is from the annotation of a GenBank genome assembly.